This is a messenger RNA of Gadus macrocephalus (Pacific cod), 966 nucleotides long. Its product is annotated as anoctamin-2-like. Gene Ontology annotation, cellular component: plasma membrane. Gene Ontology annotation, biological process: chloride transmembrane transport. Lineage: Eukaryota; Metazoa; Chordata; Actinopteri; Gadiformes; Gadidae. The record is from RefSeq and is a predicted model, not a curated record. Gene Ontology annotation, molecular function: chloride channel activity; protein dimerization activity.
UCUCCUCCCCAGGUGAAGAGCCACGGGCCGGGCUUCACCCGUCUCCACGCCCCCUGGCACGUCCUCAGCCGGGAAGCGGAGUUCCUCAAGAUCAAAGUGCCCACCAAGAAGAGCUACGACCUGAAGGAGGAGAGCGGUCUGAGCGCCAGCAUGUCGGCGCUAUGGGCCCGUCUGAACCAGCCCUUCCAGCCCAAGGUGCCCCUGCAGCAGAGAGGGCGCACCAAGCUGCUGUCCCACACCUUCACCCGGGACAAGUUGCACCUGUACGACAUCAAGUCCAAAGACACGUUCUUCGACAACGCAACGAGAGGUCGCAUCGUGUACGAGAUCCUGAGACGCACGGCGUGUGCAAGGACCUGCCACACCAUGGGUAUCACCACAUUGAUAGCCAAAGGCGUGUACGAGGCUGCGUUCCCCUGCACGAUGGUGACUACAAGGUCACAGUCUCUCUCUCUCUCUCUCUCUCUCUCUCUCUCUCUCUCUCUCCAGCUGCUACAUGAGGAGUGGGCCAGAUACUCUGCCUUCUACAAAUACCAGCCUGUGGACCUCAUCAGGAAGUACUUUGGGGAGAAGAUCGGGCUGUACUUCGCCUGGCUCGGCGUGUACACGCAGCUGCUGAUCCCCGCCUCCAUCGUGGGCAUCAUCGUGUUCGGAUACGGGUGGCGACCAUGGACACCAACGUGCCCAGCACUGGAGAUGUGUGACGAGCACCAGAACUACAUGUGCCCGCUGUGUGACGGCGCGUGCGACUUCUGGCACCUCAGCACGGCCUGCGGCACGGCCCGCGCCUCCCACCUCUUCGACAACCCCGCCACCGUCUUCUUCGCCAUCUUCAUGUCCCUCUGGGGUUCACAGAGGCUACCAGAUCGCCCGAGGCUCCACACCGGCUCGGGCGCUCGCCAAAUGCGCGCUCAUGUCUCCUUCGUUGGCGUCUUCUUUGAAAGCAGCCUCAGCGGGAUCCUGUGA